This is a messenger RNA of Vigna umbellata (rice bean), 1832 nucleotides long. The record is from RefSeq and is a predicted model, not a curated record. Lineage: Eukaryota; Viridiplantae; Streptophyta; Magnoliopsida; Fabales; Fabaceae.
AUGGUUAGAACUAGAGGUGGAUCAUCUUCUCGCGGUGAUGCUUCAUCUUCUCGUGGUGAGCCUUCAUCUUCAUCUCACGAUAAAAGGAGACGACCAAAACGUGUGGAUGUUAUUCAUGAGGAUGGGUCUGAGGAGCAUAACGAAAUUAUACAGCAGAGAUAUGGUGAGGACGACUAUGUUGAGCAGAAGGAUGUUGAACCGCAGGAGGAUGACUAUAGUGAGGAAGAAGAAGAAGAUGAAGAUGAUGGAUUUCUAGGAGGUCCACGUGACACCUCCUUGCUCACACAUUAUACCCAGCAUGUUGCAUUUGCCAUGUGGCAAGGCCGGGAUCGAGGGAAGAUCAAAGUGAUUUCCCAUGGUAAAAAAUUAAGACAUUUUGGAAUGUACCAUGAGGCUAUUGAGCGUUAUAUCUCCAUAUCGGGUUUGGCUUCCUUAGUCAACCUAUCGUACGAGUAUGUCGAUCAUGGAUUGAUCGUUUCCCUUGCGAAGAGGUGGCACCCAGAGACAAAUACUUUCCACCUCCGUGUAGGAGAGAUGAGUGUCACAUUAGAUGACGUUCACAAUCUGCUUCACCUACCUAUCAUGGGGCAAUUUUGUGACGUGGAGGAGUUAGAGUAUGAUGAGGCUCGAUCUCAUCUUAUGGACUUGCUUGGUGUCGAUCGUGCCAAAGCUUCAGCCGAGAUGAAACAGUCACGCGGUCCAAAAGUUAGGCUGAGCUGGCUCCGCGAGGUCUACCAAGAGUGCAUUGAGCAGGAGCUUUGGGAGUGCGCUGCUCGGGCCUACUUGUUGCAUCUACUUGGAUGCACAAUUUUUACGAAUAAGAGUGGGACAUUUAUUUGAGUCUCGUACCUCCUUCUGUUGCGAGACUUGAAUGCUUGUGCGACAUAUGCCUGGGGAGCAUCUGCACUGGCAUAUACUUAUGAGCAGCUAGGAGAUGCUAGCUUCACUGGUGUCAAGCAGAUAGCUGGAUAUUCCACUCUUCUACAGGUACAUUUUAGUUUUACAAAAUUGUUUUAAUAUAUUUUACGAAUGUAUAAAAUAAUUUAAGUAAUGUUUUUUUAGAGUUGGAUAUAUGAGCACCUUCCUGACAUGGGAAGGAGGCGAGUAUCGGAUAGGUACACAGAUCUCGAUCCACGUGCUUCACGAUAUAUACCUCCAAGGCAAGGUUGGAGUUUGAUGGAGGGGCGGACAUAUCUGGAUUGGCUCACUUACGAUGAUGUCAUUUGGCAUCCAUACAUUUCGCACAGACGUACUUGUCCAUUCAUGAACAUAUGUAUGUUUUCAGGAUGGAUCCGACUAUGCGACAUGAUUCACCGACAUUUGCCUGAACGUGUGUUGCGUCAGUUCGGUUUUCAGCAGAUCAUACCACGUUCGCCUGAGAGCCUUCUGAUGCCAAACAUUCCUACGAUUGAUCUAAAUUGGCUGAGGUAUGUUGAGCAUGCCAUUACUGGUGUCACUGAAGCUGAUGAGCCCUCUGCGUGUGUUGAUGAAUACCUAAUGUGGUUUAGACGGGUGUCCCACUCGUACAUCACUCCAGCUGACGACGAUGACCGUCCCAAUCUUGCCCCGCGCAUGAGGCGACACCUACCAGAUGACAUCCUGAUGCCCUUAGUUCUUCGUAGACGAUCGCCUGAAUCUGGAUUGUUGGGUGGUAUGAGGCGUGUGAUCAGGAUGUUGCAGAGCAUGUUAACCUAUCGAGACGUCACAAAGGGCACUGUAGCUUAUCAGCGUACUAUUGAGGCACUUCAGGUUGCUCGUAGAUCCGUUGAGGAGUAUGAGGCUAGUACUAGUAGAGGUGCUCGUCAUGUUCGUGGAAGAGCAUCAUUUUCUUG